UGCAGCAACAGAAGCAGUUCGUCUCACCCCCGCUUCUGCACCCUGCCUGGGCAGGACGGAGUCCUGUCUCCCCUUAAUUUCGGUGGAGGAUGCGUAAAGAAAGCCUAACUGUUUUCUAAAGAGGACAAGAGUCGAUUUAUUUACAUUUCUCUUUCAUUCUCGUCGACGACUCGCUCUAACCGGCGAAACUUGAAGUGCCGAGUUACUGCGACGUGCUCAGGUUAACGUUAGCAUUUUCACGGACUUUCCAAAACACAGCUAAUGUGCGGUUAAAGUUUACUCCGGUUUCGUCGUAUAACAGCUGUUUUACAAGGGACUCAUAAUAAUAUCUCAGUGGAUUCCUCACGAGCAGACCUCCAUAAACGAUUGCAGCUCUGGGGUGAUUUUGAUGGAGUGAGACAUUGCUAUCGAGGAAGAUCUACAAGAAACUUGGACACCAUACCAGUUGAAGAAGCAAAUUUGAAUCUUAUCAUUUAAACAGUGUUGAACUGCAUAAUGGAUGGAAUAGACACCUUGCAGAGCUCAGCCCCAGAGACCAAGGCUGAGCGAAUUGCCCGCUACAAAGCAGAGAGGAGGAGGGAGCUUGCUGAGCGCUAUGGCAACACAGAAGAAUUCACCUCCAAAUAUGUCCGCAGGGACAGGAAAAUUGCUGACACAUCCGAAACUGUGUCUUCAGUAACCAAGGAGAAGGAAAAAUAUGAGGAUAAUGGAGCAGAGCCAACAUAUAGCAGGAGGGGCCUCAGGAAUAAAGUAGUAGAACCUGUGGAGCAAACUAAUGAUGAAAAAGAGGCUACCACUCACCUCAAAACAGAUGCAAUUUUAUCCUCCAAAUCAGAAGCUGUCUCCUCCAUAAAGAUGACCUCUCAUUUCAGGCUGCUGGAAACUGAUGACACCAAGGAGCCACAGGUUAAUGAGACACCUGUGGACUCAUCCAAGACGUCUGCUACAUCCAAAAUGUCUCUUUCUAAGGACCUGGAUGGGACAGAGGAUGGACGCAGCGACAGACAUGCUGGUGACGGAGUAAAGCGUAAGCUAAUGAGCAGUGACGAAGAGGAAGCCUCUACCAGGCUUCCUAAAUCUGAUGUAGGCAACGCAAUGGAAGAGAGAGAGGCCACAGAUGAACCUUCAUGGAAGGAGCAGCAUGAAUAUGCUACCACUGCAGAGCAAAAAAAGCCUUCCAGUCUCCUCUCUGACAGCAAGAACAGAGACGCCUCUCCUCCUCCCUCUCCUCCCUGCCAGCCUCCCUCGCUGCAGCGCCAAGACUCAGGGCCUCGAGGCAUCAAGGGAAUCCUUAAGAAAAGCCGCUCUACCAGUGUGGAGUCCGACCACAGCGAGGGCUCUACGCCUGAGUGCCCGCCAGCCCGACAAAGCAGCGUCACCCUCAGCCACCCUGAGAGUGAGGAAGAGACAGAGGAGGCAUAUGAAGAGGAGCAGGAACAGGAAGAGGAGGAGGAGGAAAUAGAGGAAGAGGUCAGUGAGGAAAAUGAGGAUGAGCCAUUAACUGAUGAUGUCACAGACGGAGGGAGCUUCAGCAUCGACAGACAAGAGAGUGGAGGAAGCAGCGGUAGCAGUAGAGGGAGCUUUGAGGAGAUGCGAAGUUCCUCGCCUGAUGAGAGCCUGGAGAAGACCUCCACAGUGUCAGAGGAUGUUGAGGAGCUGGAGAGCAGUUUGGAUGGAAGUCUGGGCUCGUCACGCAAACAGAGUUUGGCAGAGUUGACUGGGAGAGACAAUGAGAAGAGGGAUACACCGAAGAAGGCCAAGCCAUCUGAACUGAUCCAGACAUCACUGGCUGAUCGCUUCAGUCAGCUCCAAGAUUCUGAAAAUGCCUGGAGGAAAAAGAAGUCCAACCUAGACGUGGAGCCCAAGAUGUCGCUGGUAGAGAGGAUGAAGAUCCUCAAGCAGAAGGAGGAGCAGUGGAAGAGCAGAGGCAAAGGAGCAGCUAACGACUCCGUCCAGUUCACUGUGGCUGGACGAAUGGCCAAGAGAGGUCUUGUGUCAGACACAGGAAAGGAGGAGUCACCACUUAUCUCUCUCAAGAAGUCUAAUGCCACACCCGUGAAGCCGCAUGAAGAAAUCUCCAGUAGAACUGAUGUCAAAGUGGAAGGAGAUAAAAGACUGGACAAGCUUGAGUCCUUCCUAGACAAGCUCCACAAUAAAGGCGUGAGCAAAAGCAGGACAUCCACGAUUGAGGUGACGGCAGAGACGGAGAAAGAAGUGAUGACCCUGGAUGAUGAGGAGACCUUUGGCAGCUUUUACAAAUCUGUCUCACCCACGACUCUGCAGGUCUCCAGUGUGGUUCUUACUGAGGAGGACCUCAGCCAGAUUCAGGCUGAUACACCAAAGCUCACCUCAGCCGUAGCAGAACACAAGCGUGCAGUGCGACCAGCCCGGAGAAAUCAAGGCUCCAGGAACCCUCUGCGGGCUCUGGCUGCCCGCAACGACCUCCGGCAGGUGUACACUGAACAGAGGCUUAAUGUAGCCACAGUGGAGACCAAGAGGAUCCAAGUGGAGAGGAUGGCAAAACACUCCAACCUGGCCGAUGUGGCCUUGGCAGGCCUCGCCAGCAAGGAGAACUUCCGCAAGGUCAGCCUGCGCAGUGUCAAGUCCACCGAUGUCGUGACCAACAACAGUACACUGCCUUUCAACAAGCUCAUGCUUAUUCGCAUCAAAGGUCGGAGGCAUGUCCAGGUGCGCUUGGUGGAGCCCACAGCCAACUCUCUAAACAGUGGCGACUGCUUCCUUCUUAUAACGCCAAAGCAGUGCUUCAUGUGGAGUGGAGAGUUUGCCAACGUCAUUGAAAAAGCUAAGGCAUCAGAGAUGGCCUCGUUCGUUCAGGCCAAGAGGGACCUCGGCUGCAAGGCCCCCCAGGUGACGGUGCUGGAGGAGGGCAUCAACACCGAGAGCCGAUGGGCCAAAGAGUUCUGGAGCCUGCUGGGGGGAAAGACCAAAUACAGAGGGGCAGGGGAGCCAGAGGAGGAUGAACUGUAUGAGAGUGGGGUGCUAGACUCUAAUGGGGUGUACAGACUCCAGGGAGACAAACUGUUGCCACAUGAAGAUGCCUGGGCCUCCAUCCCGAGCGUCUCCUUGCUCAACUCUAAGGAGGUCUUAGUGUUUGACUUUGGCAGUGAAGUGUACGUAUGGCAUGGGAAAGAUGUGCCCUUAGGUGAUAGAAAAGUGGCCGUCAAACUGGGAAAACAGCUUUACAGCGGCAGCUACGACUACAGCAACUGCAGAGUCAACCCUUUAGAUGCCUCCUGCACAAAUAAGGAUGUGCCUCAGCAGGGGGAGGGUCGUCCGAGCUGGGCUCUGUUUGGCCGGCUGUCAGAGCACAAUGAGACAUCGUUGUUCAGAGAGAAGUUCCUGGACUGGGCUGAGAGGAAGAAAGAGGAAGCAGCUCAAGCUGAGGAAAUCAAGAGUCCAGUCCACUCCACUGUCCGCUCCCCACUCGAAUUGGAACUGCAGCCAUUCGAUGCCAGCGCCCUGCUGGACAAUGAGCCUGAGCCAGUGAAGGCUGUUCUGGAGGGAGUUGACGUGCAGCGGGGCCACGGCCUGGUGAGGACCGAGGAUGGUAGGCAGGCAGAGUUGGCUACAGUAGUUGUAGACGCCUGGCACAUCAAAGAGCACAGUGAGGAGGAGCUGCCUAAAGAGAGUGUGGGCCAGCUACACGAGGGCGAUGCCUACAUCAUCCGUUGGAAGUACUCUGUCACCACAUUAGUGGGGAAGCGGCAGAAACCCGGGGAGCUGAGCGCCGGAGCUCCUGGAAGAGAGAGGACCGCUUGUUUUUUCUGGCAGGGCCGGCAUUCCAGCAUCAGCGAGAAAGGAACCUCAGCUCUAAUGACAGUGGAGCUGGGAAGCCACCGGGGGUCACAAGUGUUGGUGAGUCAAGGGAAAGAGCCGCCGUGCUUCCUCCAGCUCUUCCAGGGAGGUUUGAUCAUCCACAAGGGCAGCAGAGAAGACAGUGCCAACAACACAGAUGGCUGGAGGUUGUUCUGUGUCCGUGGUGAGGCAGAUGUGGAGGCCUCACUGGUGGAAGUGGACUGCCAGCGUGCCAGUCUGCGGUCACGCGCCAGCUUAGUGCUUCUUAAUGCUCAGAAAGCUCAACUCUACUUGUGGCAUGGCUGUAAAUCACACGCCAGUGCCAGGCAGGUGGCCAAAAGAGCUGCGGACAAAUUAACCCAGAGGUGUCCCUCAGAGUUAGGUCUGAGCAGCACCAGCAGCGUGGAAGUUGAGGAGGUGGAGGAAGGAGCUGAACCCUCAGAGUUCGUGAAAGCUCUGGGCUCGCAGGACAAGAAAGCCUACGACUGUAUGCUGCAAGAUCCAGGGAAGUACAACUACACACCCCGGCUGUACCGGCUGAGUGCCAGCUCUGGGCUGUUUGAAGGGGAGGAGCAGCUGUAUCCUGCCCGGGUGAUAGAGGGAGUCAUGGCGAUGCCUUUCCUGCAGGAGAACCUCUACGCCACACAACAGCCAGCUCUGUUCCUGCUGGAUAACCGUAUGGAGGUUUACCUGUGGCAGGGCUGGCAGCCUGAAGACACGCAGUGCACCGGCUCUGCAAAGAUGCGCUGGGACAGCGAGAGGAAAUGUGCCAUGGAGACUGUGCUGCAGUAUUGCAAAGAGAAGAACCCUCGGCGACCCCCCUUGGCUUAUCUGGUCCUAGCAGGCUGCGAGCCCCUCACCUUCACCAACAUCUUCCCAUACUGGGAGAAAGAUACCAGCAUCACUUCAAAGCUUGAGAGCUCCAAGAAUAAGGUGAUCUUGGUGAAGGAGGCCCUGUCCAAGCUCAGUAAGCAGCAGUACUCCAUCGAGGAGCUGACCCGCAAACCGCUGCCGGAGGGAGUGGACCCUCUGCGCCUGGAGGAUUACCUGUCUGACGAGGACUUCAAGACACUUCUUGAAAUGAAUCGAGUUGAGUUCAACGCCAUGCCAAACUGGAAGCAAAAGAACCUGAAGAAAAGCAAGGGUCUGUUUUAAAACUAAUCUUUUGUACACAGGCUUUUCUUUUCUUUAUGUUUUCUCAGCAGCUUUUCUUACAUUUUUUUUUUUUAUUCCAAGAAAAAAAAGAAAUAAUGUCCUUCUUUUGUAAAGGAUAGGAAAAAAAAAGCAAAUGUACAAUUUUGUUCAAAUGUUGAUCUAUUUUUAAUAACAGUGCCAUUUUUAAUGUUUCUCUGUGUCAUUGAAAUAUUUAGCCAACAAUCAUGUGCAAUUGUUAAUCUUUUUGAUAGUAUGUUUUCUUUGUAUGGUAAGAAUAGUUACCCCUGCAUUAUAAAUAUGUAAUAUACUAUAAAUGAAUGUGUUUUUAUGUUUAGUCCAGACAUGUCGAGUUUUGGGUGAGAAUGCGUUUGUAUGAAAGUAGCCAGUGGUUUAAAACUGGGAGAUAUUCAUCGAUUUUUACAUUUCAUGGAAAAAGUCAGCCCUGUGUAGCGCAUCAAUGUCUCCACUCUGAGGGUGCCAGAGACAAGCAAAACAAAUGAAAGUUCAGAGAGCAAUCCCUAUAAUAUGUGGUUGUUUCAAAGAAAUUUGAUGGUUUCAAACAAAGACUGUAUGCCAGACAUCUUGUGCUUUAAUUGUAAUGGAAAAAAUAUAAGUUUUUAUCUUUUUAGUUUUUAUCUAUUUUGACCAAAAAAGAUCACCAUAUUCAUUUGUGUGAUGAGGUAUUUUUGUCGCAUCAGAUUGUGACCUUGUGAAGAGCAGAAAUUGGUCCAAAUUAAAACAUGGAACUGAAACUCUGACUUUCAACCAUUACACUGAUACUGUAGUCAGUGUCAUUGAAACUGGCCCAUAAUCUUUGGUACUGAAUAUUUCCUCGCUUAUGAAUAACUUCCUGCCAGUGGUGGCAGCCCUCUGAUAAACUGGUUGUUUGGGACCAAUUCAAAUGUUUUUGUCUUGUCAUAAGUGUUUUGUGAAUCUGUGUGUGUGUGUGUGUGUGUGUGUGUGUGUGUGUGUGUGUA
Molecule: messenger RNA, 5948 nt
Organism: Seriola aureovittata
Lineage: Eukaryota; Metazoa; Chordata; Actinopteri; Carangiformes; Carangidae
Gene: svild
Product: supervillin d
Exons: 28
Coding region: 496-4971 (1491 amino acids)
Biological process (GO): actin filament severing; cytoskeleton organization; barbed-end actin filament capping
Cellular component (GO): cytoplasm; actin cytoskeleton
Molecular function (GO): phosphatidylinositol-4,5-bisphosphate binding; actin filament binding
Source: RefSeq, a predicted model, not a curated record